AUGGUAGCUUCACGUAGCUGGCUGUUGGGCCUUAUCUUAGCUCUGCUUUGCACUGGAUCGUUCAAGGAUUCUGUGCAGGCUGAAGAAAGACUGCAAAGUGAGGAAGCCGAGGUGCUGAGGGGUCUGAACCCUACUGGAGGUGAGAAAGAGGAGGUGGCUGAUGAGGAGGAGGGUGGAAAUAUAUCUGAAGAAGCUGAUAAAGACGCAGGAGGAGAUGGGGAAACAGAGGAAGCUGAAGAUGAGGACGAUGGAAAGGAAGCUUCUGAGGAAGAGGAGAUAACUAAGGAGGAAGAAGCAGCUGAGGCUGAAGUGGAAGACGCUGAGGAAGAGGAGGAGGCAGAAGAAGGAGCAGAUGAAGAGGAAGUAGCAGAGGAAGAUGACGAGGCAGAAGGAGUAGAAGAUGAAGAGGUAGAAGAAGCAGAAGAGGAGGAUGAGCAGAUGGAGGUAGAUGUAGAAGAAGAAUUAGCAGAAGAAGAGGAAUCAGCACAACAGACAACAGAGGAAGAAGAAACAGCAGCAGAGGAUGAGGGAGCACCAGGUGAGGAAGAGAAAGAGGCAGAUGGGGAAAAGGUAGCUGCUAAUGAAGAUAAUGAGGAGGCUGGAGAUGGGGAAGAUGAAGAGACCAUCGUUGAAGAUAAUGAAGAAAAUGUAGAGGCAGAGUUGGUCUCCAUACAAUAUAGCUCAGGCUCUUUCUGUGCCCUUUGCUCAGUCUGUGAGCACUGCGGUACCUGUGACAAAUGUCCCUGUGAGGAAGGAGACACGUCAGCACACUGCAAUCACUGUGACGAUUGUUCCUACUGUUACAUUUGUCCAGUGAUCUGUGAAACAGUCUGCCAGCCAGGUGGAAUUCUUGAUGUACUGAGUGGUUCUCUCUACCACACUGUGAACACGUUGCUCUGAAUACUUUCAGCAUUCUUCACAGCGUCAUCUUUUGGUGAACAGAGGAACUACAGACUAGCGUUCAAAUCGUUCACUUGUAGGCCUGUCUAUUUGGCUGGCGAGAUCUGGGGAUUUUCACUCUGAGGCCAGUGAUGGGAGUGGACAACCUAUCUUAAAUAUAACCGAGGAACGGUCAGGACCUUAAUGUUUAUCAUUUAAUAGUACUUUAAAGGUGACUUU
Molecule: messenger RNA, 1119 nt
Organism: Sinocyclocheilus rhinocerous
Lineage: Eukaryota; Metazoa; Chordata; Actinopteri; Cypriniformes; Cyprinidae
Product: sarcoplasmic reticulum histidine-rich calcium-binding protein-like
Exons: 6
Coding region: 1-900 (299 amino acids)
Molecular function (GO): calcium ion binding
Source: RefSeq, a predicted model, not a curated record